UUCGGUGCAGCCGACAUGGCAAUGUGGCUGCUUAACUCCUCUCUGCUGCUGCUGCUGCUGGCAGCAGUCAGCCUGCAGGCCAGACUGAUCCUUCCGCAGGACGACGGACAACUGGAGACCAAGGAGCAAUUCUUUGCCACUCCUCGCGACGACAUCGAUGAGGGCAACUAUCGACUGCCGAACAACACCGCCCCCGAGUCGUACAAGGUGGAACUAUGGACUAAUGUGCACAGCGGCGCGAGGGACUUCAACGGCAGCGUGCAGAUCGAUCUGCAGGUCCUUGAGCUAUCCAGUUCCAUCACACUGCACUACCGCCAGACGUCGAACUUCACAGCAUCGAUUAUAAGCAGAGAUGAGGUGGCCCAGGCCAUUGAGCUCGAUGUCGCCACCGACACCGUUCGCGAAUUUCUCACCCUCACGCCGAAGUUGGCGACUGUCACCUUUGCCGCGAACACCAACUGGACCCUCAGUAUCGACUACAAUGGUACCCUGCGCGGUGAUAUGGGCGGCUUCUAUAUAUCCAGCUACACCGACGAUGACAGCACUGUGCACUACCUGGCCACCACGCAGUUCGAGAGCACGAAUGCCCGACACGCCUUCCCCUGCUACGAUGAACCCGCCAGGAGAGCCAACUUCACCAUUACCAUCCACCACGAUCCCUCCUACAAGGCCAUUAGCAAUAUGCCCGAGGAUGCGGCGGCCACUAGCUCUGGUGUUACCGCCUUCCAGACCACCCCGAAGAUGUCCACCUAUCUGGUGGCCUUCAUCGUGUCCGACUUUGAGUCGACAGGCGGCGAGCUGAACGGCCUGCCCCAAAGGGUCUUUUCGCGAAAGGGAAAGCAGGAUCAGCAGGAGUGGGCCCUGUGGUCCGGCCUGGUGGUGGAGUCUAGUCUGGCCGGUUACUUCGGGGUGCCGUUCGCCCUGCCCAAGCUGGAUCAGGCCGGCAUACCGGACUUUUCGGCCGGAGCCAUGGAGAACUGGGGUCUAGCCACGUAUCGCGAACAGUAUAUGUGGUGGAACAAGCAAAACUCGACCAUCAACCAAAAGACGAACAUUGCCAAUAUCAUUGGCCAUGAGUACGCGCACAUGUGGUUCGGGGAUCUGGUCUCGAUCAAAUGGUGGACCUAUCUGUGGUUGAAGGAGGGUUUCGCCACUCUAUUCUCCUACGAGUCGAACGAUAUUGCCUUCCCCGAGUGGAACACCUAUCAGAUCUACCAUGUGAACGACUACAACAGCGCCCUGCUGAACGAUGCCGCUGGCGCGGCCACGCCCAUGACCCAUUAUGUCCAGACGCCCUCAGAGAUUUCUAGCCGCUACAACACCUUCUCGUAUGCCAAGCCUGCCAGUGUGCUCUUCAUGUUCAAGAAUGCCUGGACAGACAGCGUCUUCCGACUGGGUCUGAACAAGUAUCUGACCAAGAACCAAUUCAACUCCUGCGACGAGUGGGACUUGUUUGAGUCCCUCCAGGAAGCUGCCAAUGAACAGGGGCUCUCCCUGCCCACGACGGUGGCCAACAUCUUCUCCAGCUGGUCGCAGCAGGCCGGCUAUCCCCUUCUGACUGUCGAACGCAACUAUGACGCCGGCACCUUCACCGUGAAGCAGCAGCGCUACCUCGCUGACAAGGAUGCGGCCAACCAGAACACCUGGUAUGUGCCCAUCAACUUUGCCACAGCCUCCAGCCCGGACUAUCGAAACACGAGUGCCUCGCACUACCUGCUAAAUAUCUCCGAGGUGGCCAUCACAGAUGCGCAGAUCGCUAGCGACGAUUGGCUGAUCCUCAACAAGCAGAGUUCGGGAUACUACCGCAUCCUCUACGACAACCAGAACUACCAGCUCCUGGCACAGGUACUGGCCGACCAGCCGUACAAGAUCCAUGUCCGCAAUCGCGCCCAGCUACUGUACGACACCUACAUCUUCCUGACCUCCGGACGUCUCAAUCACAGCACGCUGUUCGAUUUGCUGUCCUACCUUAAGAACGAGACUGAGUAUGCGCCCUGGUCCACUGCCAACACCAUUCUGACCGUCUUCGAUCGUUACCUGCGAGGCGAUGAGCAGUACUCCCAGUUUACCAGUUUCGUGGUCCAGCAGAUCGAUGGCAUCUUCAAUAGGUUGGGUGUCAACGAGAUUCCCGGGGAGCACUAUCUGAACAACUAUCUGCGCGUGGUGCUGAUCAGUCUGGCCUGCCAAGUGGGCAGUGAGUCGUGCUACGAGCAGUCGGCCCUGAAGCUGAAGCAGUUCCUGCUGAAUGGAAUUCACAUUGAGGCAACGAUCAGGACGCAAACGUUCUGCGGAGGCCUGCGUAAGACGGAGGAUGAUAUCUUCAAUCUCGUACUGCAGAACCUAGGUGCCUCUUCGGACGCCACCGACCGCAGCCUGUUCGUCUCUUCGCUGGGCUGCUCGCAGGUUCCCUCCCAGCUGGAGACGUUCUUCUCGAGCUCCUUCAAUGAGAGCAAUGGCUUGACCGAUAGCGAGCGGACUUCACUGCUCAAUGCCGCCUACUCCAGGAGCGAGGUGGGUCUCACAGCCAGCUUGGAUUUCCUCGAGUCCAAUUGGAGGGACUACGCCCAGCUGAAUGGAUCCACGAAACCCUUGGAUUUGGCUCUGCGUGGCAUCGCUACCUAUGUGGUUAGCACGAAGCAGCAAACAAGGCUGAACGCCCUGGUCGAAGAUGUCAAGACCAAUGGACCGGAGUAUGUCAAUGAUGAUCUUAGCACCGUCGUAGACUCCCGAGUAAAAGCCAAUCUCGAUUGGCUGGCCGUCCAUCGUGAUCCUCUGAUCAGUUGGUUGGCUGCCUACAACACAGUCAAGGACAAUGGCAGUCCCGCCCUGACGACAUCCCUAGCCACGAUCCUGGCCUCAGCGCUGACGCUACUUUUGUGGCAGUUAUUUUAGGAUUAGUCAUAGUCAUGUGCUCAAGUAUACCCAUAAAUAAAUUUAAUUCAUGAAUCAACAGUAAAA
Molecule: messenger RNA, 2958 nt
Organism: Drosophila persimilis
Lineage: Eukaryota; Metazoa; Arthropoda; Insecta; Diptera; Drosophilidae
Product: aminopeptidase N
Exons: 4
Coding region: 16-2892 (958 amino acids)
Biological process (GO): proteolysis; peptide catabolic process
Cellular component (GO): cytoplasm
Molecular function (GO): metalloaminopeptidase activity; peptide binding; zinc ion binding
Source: RefSeq, a predicted model, not a curated record